GAAGAGACAGAGGAAUGGGGGAGGGGAGAUGAGUGACUUUUCCAGAGCUACAUAAGUAUUUUCCAGUGUUGGGAGGAACUAUUCCAAACUUCCUUCUCAACCAACUGUCACACUGGUAUUUACUUGUGGGAAACAAGAAAGAACUGGUUCUUGGCCCUCGGAUUUUGACUGAAGAGGUUGGACUGCGUGUCUCUGGCAAGGCCAAGCAAGAUGUCAGGCCUACUCUCAAUCUUCCUCCGGCUCCUCCUGCUCUUCAAGUUGGUUGCUCCAGUGACCUUUCGCCACCACCGCUAUGAUGAUCUCGUGAGGACGCUGUACAAGGUGCACAACGAAUGUCCCCACAUCACACGGGUUUACAGCAUCGGACGCAGUGUGAAGGGCAGACACCUCUACGUGUUGGAGUUCAGUGACAACCCUGGAAUCCAUGAGUCCUUGGAACCAGAAGUCAAGUACGUAGGGAACAUGCAUGGGAACGAGGUGCUGGGCCGCGAGUUGCUGCUGCAGCUGUCAGAGUUCCUGUGCGAGGAGUUCCGGAGAGGCAGCGAGCGCAUCGUGGGGCUGGUGCAGAGCAUGCGCAUUCACAUCCUGCCUUCCAUGAACCCCGAUGGCUACGAGGUGGCCGCCUCCCAGGGUCCAGAUACUACUGGGUAUCUAGUUGGCAGGAACAAUGCAAAUGGAGUGGACUUGAACCGGAACUUCCCUGACCUUAAUACCUACAUCUACUACAAUGAGAAGUUCGGAGGUGCCAACCACCACUUGCCUCUUCCAGACAACUGGAAAAGUCAGGUGGAACCCGAGACUGAGGCUGUGAUCCAUUGGAUGCGCUCUUUCAACUUUGUUCUUUCAGCCAAUCUCCACGGAGGGGCUGUAGUGGCCAAUUACCCUUAUGACAAAUCCCUUGAGCAUCGGGUCCGAGGUUUCCGCCGUGCUGCCAGUACUCCAACACCUGAUGACAAGCUUUUCCGGACGCUGGCCAGAGUCUAUUCCUAUGCACAUGGAUGGAUGUAUCAAGGUUGGAACUGUGGGGAUUAUUUCCCAGAUGGCAUCACUAAUGGGGCUUCCUGGUAUUCUCUCAGCAAAGGAAUGCAAGACUUUAAUUAUCUCCACACCAACUGCUUUGAGAUCACGCUGGAGUUGAGUUGUGACAAGUUUCCCCGUCAAGAGGAAUUACAGAGAGAGUGGCUGGCUAAUCGCGAAGCUCUAAUCCUAUUCUUGGAACAGGUACACAAGGGAAUCAAAGGAAUGGUGCUAGAUGAGAAUUAUAAUAAUCUCCCAGGGGCUGUCAUUUCUGUCAGUGGGAUCAACCAUGAUGUCACCUCAAGUGACCAAGGCGAUUACUUCCGGCUCCUGCUUCCGGGUACCUACACUGUCACUGCCACAGCACCUGGGUACGACCCUGAGACAAUGACUGUGACUGUAGGUCCAGGGGAACCAAAACUGAUUAACUUCCACCUCAAGAGAAGCAUCCCUCAAGUAACCCCUACAAGGAGCAUUCCCAGCUCUGGGCAUGGAGACCAUGUUUUACCAAAGAAAGUACAGCCCCGGGCAGCCAGGAAGAAAGAUGUGAAGAUGAACUAGCCCUGGGGUGUCCAGGGCAAAACUUUAGACAGGCUUUAUUCCUGCUCUCCGAUCAGACUGAAGAAGGCUUUUACAGGUAGGGAUCCCUUCUGGGGUUUCGAGUGGUCUUUGCUCGAAAAGAAUUUCAAGAGAACACUGUGACAGAUGUGCAGUUUCUAAAUUUGUCCUUUAUUAGAGUUACAUGCAAAAUGUGAAGUUAGAGUUAAAGCUCGGGGGGUAGGUUCCUGAGAAUCUCUGGAGCUAGUCCAAAAAAAAAGCCUUCUCCAUAUAAGCCCCCUCCUCUUAUGCCCUUCUUACUUCACACCGGGGCUCACUUUUCACUGGUGUGAUGAAACGAACUCCUCCCCCUUCAUAUAGUACAGUGUAAAGACCCUUCACCAGCGUUCAUGUCAGUUCUACGUGUGCAAAUUCAGUUAAAACAAAAGUGUGUGUACCAGUUGCAUGUGUGCAAACCCAGUGAAAACAAAGUGUCUGUGCUCCCCAGGACCCCUUGUGCCCCAUGUUGUACCUCAACAAAACGAAGCAAUCUUUUCAGUUUGUUAUCGAGGACAUAUUUAAGUAUAAACAUAUUCAGAAAAAUCCACAA
Erinaceus europaeus (western European hedgehog) is the source of this 2164-nucleotide messenger RNA. It is a transcript of the gene CPN1, whose product is annotated as carboxypeptidase N subunit 1. The record is from RefSeq and is a predicted model, not a curated record. Lineage: Eukaryota; Metazoa; Chordata; Mammalia; Eulipotyphla; Erinaceidae. Gene Ontology annotation, biological process: proteolysis. Bases 211 to 1578 code for a protein of 455 amino acids. Gene Ontology annotation, molecular function: zinc ion binding; metallocarboxypeptidase activity. The transcript is spliced from 9 exons.